AUGUUCCAUGAUGGGGACGUAUUGAUUGUCUCUCCAACCGGCAAGCAAUGGAAGCUUCAUAGCUUGAUCCUUGCUCAAUCUUCUCCCAUCCUCAACAAGAUUCUCGCUGCAGCCGAACCUGCCCACUUGACCAAGAAGGAUCGUGAUGCCGGAAAGACCGUCUUCUUCAAGCUUGAGAUGGUUGAUGACUCCAAGUACAGAAGUGUUGAUCCCGAGGGCUUGAGAUAUAAGGCAUUCAAAUCUGUGGGUGUCAAUUCUCGUGCUCUCACCAUGCCCCCCAACAUCAACGGUCUCGGUGAAAAGGCUACCUACAACGAAAUAUAUGACAACUUCUUCCGUUGUAUGUACAACCUAUCGCCAGAAUUCCGACAGGAUGAUGAUCCCAUUGCUCGUGACUACAUCAUCGACUGCACUGCUCUUCUUCAGGCUGCCGAUUUCCUCGAUGCUAUCCCUGUCAUCCGAGUCGUCGUCGAGGCCCACCUUCUCCGUCUCAAUCAAAUCCUCUGGCACCAUAUCUCUGAGAAGGCUGAGAAUUGGAUUCACAUUGCUGCCAAGCUACACUCGCCCCUCAUGUUCCGUGAGUGCAUGAUCCACCUUGUUGGCAAGUAUCAUCUCGAGAAUGGUAUCAACCAAGAUAUGCUGCGUCACUCUCAACAUGGUGAACUUGGCGCGAAGAUUUGGCAGCUCAUCGAAUUCAAGGCCAAGGAGUUGAAGGACAAGAAGCUCAAGACUGAGCGCCAUCUGAUGGAGUUCUUUCCCGCGCGUCUGGCUCACAAGGACGAUGCCACAAGUGUCCCGGGUCGAGCCAUCUACGCCAACGACAUCUACUUCUGGCAAGCCUUAGCUCUCUGCCGUCAAUACUUCGCCUCCGCAUUCAUGAACGGCUGCAAUUAUCGCGGUGCCGAUGGCGGACUGGCAUUCUACCGCACUGUUGCCGAGGGUGCCUACCUUCGUGUCGAUACCCUUGAUCGCUUCCAUGCCACCUUUGAGAUGAGCUCUAAGGGCAAAGUCUGCUUGAAUGGCUCUAUCGACCUCAUUAAGAACGAUUUCAAGCCCGUCGUCAAGGAUCUGUUGAUUGACCGAUCUCAAGCCACACGUGGUCCGGACACCCCACCAUUCGCUCAUUUCACCUGCACCGAGAUCCUCGACGAAGAAUUUCCUUGGUAUGAGCCUCCUGCUCCUACUGCAGAGUACAAGGACGAUGAUUUGGACAUGAUGGGAGAUGACGGCGACGCCUAA
Molecule: messenger RNA, 1239 nt
Organism: Mollisia scopiformis
Lineage: Eukaryota; Fungi; Ascomycota; Leotiomycetes; Helotiales; Mollisiaceae
Exons: 2
Coding region: 1-1239 (412 amino acids)
Source: RefSeq, a predicted model, not a curated record